UUACGUCGUCUGCUAAAGUCUGCAGGCAAGAGGUUCCGGCCAGGGACAGGGAGUGACAACGUUGACGCUCCUAUUAUUAUUACUACAGCGACUCGAAUUUCCUUAUCUAAAAUGAAGCUGUUUGCGGACAUUAAGCAGUUAGCUCAUCCCUACCACAUCAUAAAUCUCUUAAUGAGUAUAAGUUAUUUGUUGUCAAGAUAUAUGCCAGGCCUAUGUGAGUUGAUAUUCCCAAAGGAGCAGUGCGGCGAGCUGACCAUGUGGGAGUCAGAGGUGUUGUUCUUCAUGCUGGUCAUAAUUAUGUUCAGAACUCGCAAGAGUGGAAGCCGGAACAUGGUUGCCUACAUUUCUGUAUUCAAUAUGUAUGCCAAGGUUUGCAGUGGUCUCUUAUGGUUCACUGCUGACACAAUGUACGGCAUCAUCUACCUCAUAUUGGCCAUCAUUCAUUUCCUGGUUGUUGGAGAGCCUGUAUAUGAGGGUCCAGAGAAAGUAAUAUAUUUCCAAGGUAGAGAACUGGAUGAGGAAUUGGCAAGAGACAAACAUUGUGUUUGGUUCAUCACUUUCUUUACUGCAUGGAGUCCUGCCUGUUCCAGCCUGGCUCCCAUAUUUGCCAAACUUUCUGCUGAGUACACUCUAGAUAACUUCAAGUUUGGCAAAAUUGAUGUUGGACGCUAUCCAGAUGCUGCCAAACAUUAUCAUAUCAAUGAUAGCACUUUCUCUCUCCAACUUCCCACCAUCUCAAUCUUCAGAGAGGGCAAGGAGGUUGAUAGGAGACCUUGCUUAAAUGCACAGUCAAAAUUUCAGAAGUUUUACUUCACAGAGGAUAAUAUAAAGGCAGCACUUGAUAUGAACAACAUUUAUAUGGAAUGCAUUAAGGUUCUAGAAACAAAGAAAGGAAAGAAGGAAGGCCAUGUUAAGUCAGAGUAAUAGAAAUAUUAGUGUGAGUGCAAUCGAGAAAGAAGGAAAUGUGUAAUGCUGGUUAAUGCUUUGAAUAUUUGUGCCAAUUGCACUAGUGAAAGAAGAAAGAGCAUGUGAAGUUGAAAUAAUCAACUUAAUGUAGUAAAGUAUUUGCCAACAGUUGAACUUGGGAAGUAAGUACAGUAAUUAAAGUUGUGAAUCACUGCUGUUUAUUACAUUUGAAUCAACCAGACAUACCCGGUAGAUUUCCUGGUGAUUUAAGAUAGCUAAAUAGUAUUCACUUCUGUGGUAUGUUGUUAGUUCCAACCAAUUGAUAAUUCACUAGAAAAUUUAUAAGUUAUGCCAUCAUCUGGAGUGGCUUGUUACUCCACUUUGCAUGGACAAUUUAGUAUCAAAUUGAGAAUACCUUGUAAUUGAAAAUUGAAGAAAAAUUAAAAAAAGUGAAAUUUUUGAAAAGUAUAAACUACUGAUUGUUGGAUGAUCAUUAUCAUAAGAAAGACUUGGUAUUCAAACUGCCAUGACGAACUAUUCAACUUAUUGUUAAGUGCGAAUGUAGAUCGUGAUCCAAAAUUUUGUUGUUGUUUAGGAGUGAAUCAACAUGUCUACACCAGAUGUAUAUGAAAUUGUGAAGUGUUAAGCCUUUAUGUGUCCAGAAAGUAUUUACUGUACAGGCAAUGGCUACUAAUAAUAAGUGAUAUUAUUUGCUGAUCAACGUUAUUAGAUGAACAAAAAAUAAGGCAUGAUCAUACGAACAAUGGAUAAAUUAGCUUUAAAGUGAAUUCAUAUACUGUAAAUAUCCAAAAGCAGAAAAUAAGAGAAGAAAUUUCAAAGAAAGAACUGCAUGGAAAAGAAAGUGAGGAAUGUGCAAGAAUUCUGUCACUGAAGGUAGCAGUGGAAGAGGUAGGUUGUAGUAGCUCAAGGAAUGUUUCACUGCAUUUUGUUAGGAUAAUGACAGGCUUACUGGACACAUGUGGUUGAAAAGAAAUGCAAACAGAAGUGGAAGAGGGAAUUGGGAAGGAAUCCAAUGGUUAUUAAUUUUUGAAUCUGUUUCCCAAAGUAAUGUAUUUUCAAUUUUAAAAUUCCCUCAAAAUACCUGUACUGUCAGCUGACCUAGCUUGUGUUGGUCACCGACUGUUCAUAUUUAAUCUUAUCCGAUAUUUUAUUUAUAACAUUACUACAGUACCAAGUUGUACCAGAAUUGAAUUUGAAAUAGAGGACUUAACAUGCUUACUACAAUCACAUCUGCAGACUCAUAGACAUUUGGAUGAUGACAGAUAUAUUCUUAACAUAUGUUCUCAGUGAUUUAUCUUGAUGCUAUAUGAUAUAUAUUUACACCAUCUAAUACAGAACAGUGUAAGGAAAAUAUUUAUGCUUUAAAAAUAGAAGUGCUUUGCAUUAAUAAUUUCAAUAUAUUCACUUAUGUACAAGGAUAUUAUGCCAGUUUCUAUUGUCAAGAGUAUAAACUAGCACAAAUACAUUAAUCAUGCUUUGCACAAGUACAGUAUCUUUGUCAUACACAGAAUGAUCCCAACAAAAUCCAGUUUUGCACACACCACCUUUUCAUUCUACUUAUUUAAUGAGCAUUUACAUGUUAUUUCUAUACAUUAAUGCAAGGGUUUUAAUUUUAGUUAUGUUAAUCCAAACAGUUAACAAUUUAUAAAGAUGAUAGUUGUUUGAGAAUGAAGUGACAAACAAAAACUUAAAAGUUUCAAACUGUAUAUAUACUGCACUUAGUGUAUUGUAUACUGUAUAUUUGCACAUAUCAAUGCGAACACUUGUAUACUUAAGGAAAUGUAACACCUCUCUCAAGGUAGGAUCCACUAGGUGAGCUAGAUGCCUGUCAGUUUGAUGUAGGGUCUCAUGAAUUGAGUAAUUUUACCCAACUGAUUUCAUUCCCUGUAUUUUGUAAGAGCAUAAAUACUUUGCUUGGACAUCACGGAAUCACUAGUUUACCUAUCAGCCAAGAGUUGUAAAGCCAGGUAUGAUUGUAUAUACCGUAUAGUAUAUGUAAAAUCUCGUUUUCUUGUACAGAUGUUAUUGUGUAAAAUAAAAGUAUUUGGUCUUUAA
Messenger RNA from Homarus americanus (American lobster), 2982 nucleotides. Its product is annotated as thioredoxin-related transmembrane protein 2 homolog. Bases 112 to 924 code for a protein of 270 amino acids. Lineage: Eukaryota; Metazoa; Arthropoda; Malacostraca; Decapoda; Nephropidae. The record is from RefSeq and is a predicted model, not a curated record. The transcript is spliced from 5 exons.